CUCUCUCAAUUAUUUGGAUUUUAAAAGAUAUUUAGGAAACGGGAAUACAUAUUUUUUGUUCUGGAUGGAUUAUAAGUGUUUGCUUUCAUGUCUGACACCCAAAACUUGUCAAAAUCCCAACGUAAAAAAACAGAAACGUGUUGAAAAACGACAGUAGACAGCGAAGUGUAUCUUACUGAUUUUUUGCUCUUGCAUUGGUUUAUUUUACUUGGGCUUUACACAUUUGUAAAGCAAGGAUUUUAAGUUCUCACUGAACUGCUGUAUAUGGAAAUGUGGAACGCCUACAAUACCCCCUCGUACAAAUCGUUUACCUUCGAGUUUCAAUGCUUUUUCUAUUACUAAAACACUUCGCUGUCUACAGUUCCAGACACGCUGGCAUACUUUCCUAUGCAACAGUGUGGUAACUAGCAUGUGGGUAUUAAAUACCUGCACACUUUUAGUUACCGCACCCUGUACUCAGUGUAUAAGAAUUACCUGCACCAUUUUUUAAAGAAAAACACCGAGCUAUGAUACAAUAACUUAAGUCAUCGGGUGCGUAUAAUCAAGAUUACAAACGUAUUCAAUAACCCGAUUCGAUUCGACACCAAAUGUUUUGUGCAAUUUUCUUCCUCGUGCGUAAAGAAUAUUAUUUUUAAAAAAUAUUUUGGUUCUGUACUUUAUAUGUCGUAGAUAUGGAAUAAACUGUGAUACACCAUAUGAAGACUGUUUGAUAGGAAGGAAACUAGAAACGGAAUUAUCUGAAACAUCAAAUCAAUUGUUUUAACAGAAAGGCGCGUCUGAAUAGCCAAAGCGAAUUAUACAGUUACAUUGUAAUAUGAUAUGACACUAGAAUUAUUCUAUUUUCAAAAACGUUCUAGCAAUGGAUCGAGAUCGCAUGCAAUGGGGAGGAAAACUAGAGUAUCUUUUCACGUGCUUUGGAUACACUGUAGGACUGGGAAACAUUUGGAGAUUCCCUUAUAAAUGUUAUAUCCAUGGAGGCGGAGCAUUCAUCAUACCUUAUCUGCUGACGGUCGUGCUUUGUUCAUUUCCAAUUUUAUUUCUAGAAAUGUUCAUGGGUCAGUUUUCGUCAGAGGGACCAAUCACCGUUUGGAAAUUUUGUCCACUCUUUAAAGGAGUUGGAUGGGCAAUUAUCUUCAAUAUUUUCAUGACGAAUGUGAAUUACAUCGUCAUCGUCAUGUAUUCCUUUUACUACAUGCUCGUAGCGUUUGUAAACAUUGGCGGACCGUUACAAUGGCAAGAGUGUCAAAAACCUUGGGCCACGUCACAAUGUAGAAAUGAACCCUUUCCCAAUUAUGAUACAAUUGGGGACGAAAGCCAGAAAAUAAGUACAUUGCAAAAUUUCAUGGAUGAUUCUUGUAUAAAGAGAAUACGGGACACACUCAAUGGUAGUGUCGACCCAGUUCUGUUCAGUGAGUUUAGAGCGGUGUACAGGUCGUGUGAAAUAAUGUACCACUCGCCGGAGGAAGAAUAUUGGAACAGGUUCGUGCUUGGUGUUCACGAGUCUGACGGGCUAGAUGACCUUGGUCCAGUGGUAGGCAGGAACGCUUUAACACUACUUCUUGUUUGGCUAAUGGUGUUUUACUGUUGCGUAAGAGGCAUACGAACACUUGCAAAGGUGAUAUAUUUUACCGCCUCUUUUCCGUUCCUGGUUUUGCUUAUUUUACUCCUCCGCGGUAUAACCUUGGAAGGUCAUGAAAUUGGGAUCAAAUACUACACGGAACCAGACUACGGGAAACUCUCCAAUAUGGCGAUCUGGUCGAGCGCCGCCACGCAGGCAAUGUACUCUUUAGGCGUAGCAUUUGGUGCUCAUAUCGCUCUUGCAAGCCACAACAAGUUCAAUAACAGCGUUUUUCGGGAUGCCAUUAUUCUUGGUUGUGUUAAUACCCUUACCAGUAUCGGCGGAGGAUUUGUAGUGUUUGCGUUCCUUGGGCACGCUUCGUUCACAUUGAACCGACCUAUCGAUACCAUCUUCGACGAUGGGCCGGGUAUAAUAUUCAUCUCCUAUCUACAAGGAAUCUCGCAAUUACCAGGAUCCGCGGUAUGGGCGUUCCUGUUUUUCAUGGUCGUACUAACGCUGGGCGUUGACUCUGUGUUUAUUAUGGUGUGGACUGUUUAUAGAGCAAUCGAAGACGUGUUCCCGGUGAUAUUUCAGAAAAGAGGGAAAUUAAUUCUCGUUGUCAUGUGUGUCGUGCCGUACCUUCUUGGACUUCCACUAAUCACUAAUGGCGGUAUACACUUGCUUGUUGUCAUGGACCGCUAUACCGCGGAUUUCACGUUAACGCUGUUUCUAAUUCUGGAGAGCGUUGCGGUGUGCUGGGUUUAUGGAUUGAGGCGGUUCAUUGCGGAUGUGGAAAUGAUGACUGGAAAGAAAUCCAAGAUUUUCAAAUGGUACUGGAUGGCAACUUGGGGUGUCACAGCUCCAGCCUUUGGAAUGUUUAUAUUUGUUGCUUCUGCGGUUGGAUACACGUCAGUCAGCUACAACGGAAUACAGACAACGGCAGGCGGCGAGGCGUUCGGGUGGAUAUUGAUUGUAACACCGUUCGUGAUCACGCUUGGCGUGGCUGCAUACCAAAUCAAGAAAAAUAAAGGGGUGAAUGCGGCAACAUUUGAAGCCAAAGACUGGGGACCUCGACUAAAGGCAGAUAGACAAGGUCGCUACGUGAAUGAAUAUAUACACCCAAUAGAGUCCAUCAGUAGAAUGAACUCUUACAGAAGUGACACAAGUUUUGGAAUUUCCAGGGGCACGGAGCCAACUUUCGACGAAAACCCAACAGUUAAUGGAGGCUAUCUAAGCUUUGCACCUAAUGGAGUCUCAGGCUCGGGCCCCCUUCAAACUGUUUAAGUUUUGAACAGAAUGCCGUGUCGGAUUCGAGCACAAGCAGCGCCGAUUAUAUUAAGAUACACAAUAAUAUUGCACUGACUGACCAGCAGGGACCGGCUCCAAAUAUAAAUUUGUCUGACCAACUUUUACACGGUGGCGUAAUGGCAACAGUUAAUCCAUUGAUUACUUUCAGUGACAAUCAUUCCCCAUUGUAAAUUUUUUUUAGAUAGAUUUAAGUGUUAAGUUUCAAACAGUUGCCUUCAUUGAUGUAAAAUUACUAUUUUGCUGGUACAAAUGAUAUAAAAUCCAAAUUAAUCUUCAUUCAGAAUUAUAGACGCAAAACAUGUUGUUUGUCUCAAAAAUUGCAUACAUGUACUUAAAUGUUAUACAGUAUUAUGUUAUAGUUUAUAAAACCCCUAGCAAAUAA
Molecule: messenger RNA, 3248 nt
Organism: Mercenaria mercenaria
Lineage: Eukaryota; Metazoa; Mollusca; Bivalvia; Venerida; Veneridae
Product: sodium-dependent proline transporter-like
Exons: 6
Coding region: 860-2842 (660 amino acids)
Biological process (GO): sodium ion transmembrane transport
Cellular component (GO): membrane
Source: RefSeq, a predicted model, not a curated record